Doryrhamphus excisus (bluestripe pipefish) is the source of this 5885-nucleotide messenger RNA. RefSeq names its product FYVE, RhoGEF and PH domain containing 6 (gene fgd6). Gene Ontology annotation, molecular function: metal ion binding; guanyl-nucleotide exchange factor activity. Gene Ontology annotation, cellular component: cytoplasm. The record is from RefSeq and is a predicted model, not a curated record. Lineage: Eukaryota; Metazoa; Chordata; Actinopteri; Syngnathiformes; Syngnathidae.
GGCUGUGGGAGGGAUGGGUGCAUCGGCAGCGACAGUGGCCGGGAUCGUGCCCCAGAAUUCCCCAAAGAGAAACACAAUAAAUGGACGUCAUGGUCCUCCUUGCAAGAUGUCUACCUCACCAACAGCUGGGGGGGUACAGCAGCAUCAUGGGAGCAUCUCAGUUGGAUUACCAUCUACUCACUAUUAGUACACACAUGAUGUCGGCGUUACUCACUUCCAUGGUCACACAGAGUGGGAGAUCAUGUCGCAGUCCAGAUGCCUAUAUGUGUGUGUGUGUGUGUGUGUGUGUGUUUCAGAACCGACGCAUUGGUUCUGUCUGUCUGGUCAUCCCCGCCCCACCUCAAUGUAGUGUGACGCUGUAGCGCCAAUAACAACAAACUUUAGCAUAGCUAGCAAAGCAGCUCACUUGGGACUAUGCGCGCCCUGUCAGCGUGUUUACUGUAGCCGUGUUUGUUUACGUUAUCCUAACUGGCUAGCAAGCUAACCGGCUAGCCGCCGCUUGACAUCCACGCCAGACAGCAUGACAAAGCAAUCGGCUAACAACGCCGUCGUAAACACAAACCUCAAACACAACAUCUUCAUCAAACUCCUCCGUCAUUGCGCUCCUCCAUCUGCGCGAAGCUCGCGGUGCAUUCUGAGCGCCGGCGGCGACAGGAAUCUGGGCAGAGAGAAGCGUAGAAGUUGGUAGUUUAGCCGGUUUCGUUAAAAACUUUAAAAAAAAACUACAACUCCCAUGAGGCCUUUGUGUGUUUCUUUCGUGAGACCCGACGCUUGUAGUCACAGCGCCCCCUGUGGCCACUGGAAACCGUUAGAGGAGGCAGGCGAGGAAAUGAACUGUACAGUGACAAUAUCCAGCCGGAAGAUGAAGACAAUUUCUUCAAAAUAAAACAACAAACGCGGUGUAAUAACCGUAAAAUAUAAUUCGAAUAUACAUUUAAUCCCAGUUGUAAUGUAUACAUUCUAAAUUCUGUUGAAGCUGUCGCUACAAAUUCGUCACUUAGAGAGUAAAUUUUUUUUGUUGUUACGACGACAGGAAGUUGCCCCGGUGUUGUCAUUUCCCACUUGACACCAACGACGAAGUUGCCGAAGCCGAAAAACGUUGGAAAAAUGGGAAAAGCAGCAAAGAUAACGUCUCUAACGGUGGAUGUGCGAGCGACAUAGGGGACAUCAGCGACGGAGCGGAGUGUUUGCUCCCCCUAAAGCGGAUUUCCAAGUGACAAUGUUGCCGAGGGAGCAAAGAACGAAGACCUUCUGGCUCUUCCAUUGAAAGUACUUUUGCGUUACUCAUGGAGGAAGGAGCAAGUCUGGAGUCAUGAGCACCACAGGUGUGAAGAAGCCUCCAUUAGCGCCCAAGCCUAAACUUCCCUCUGUCGCCAAGCCCUCCCCCCCGCCCAUCGCCCCCAAACCGGGUGUGCUCACCCAGCCCGCCGUCGUCUCCCAGCCGUCCCCUGCCACCCUCAAGAGGACCAAGCCGGCUGUUGCCCCCAAGCCCUACAUCCCCAAACCCGCCCCCACAGCUUUGCCCCCGCCGCCACCCCAACCCGGCGGCCACCUUAUCUUAUCUCAGGACCAGGAGGCGGCGCUAGAGGAUGGCCUCUCGCUUCUCAAUGCCAAAAAUGGGAUUCUAUCCGAGGCUGUCGAGCGGGAAUCGGACUACAUCAUUCCCACCUGCUCUUGCGCGGAGCGGGACUGCUCCCAGUGCCGGCAACUGGAAAACGGCGUGCACAAAACAUACGAACCAAAGAACGGGAUUCACGAAGAGGAGUGCGUGUGCCCCCAGAGGAGCGAGGGGGUCAACAAAAUUCCCCGGGACAAGCCUCAGAGACAGAGGCACUUGGACCGGCUGGUCAAAGAGCCACGUGAGGACAAGGACGGCGCUGAUCCAGGGUCAGCAGAUGUCAUCUGUGAUGUUGCAGGCAGCAUCAUCAUCUCCACUCCUGCGGCGGAGCACCCCCAGGAAGAAAGCAUCACCUGUGCACACCCUGAUUUGACCGUCCCCGCCCCCCCAAGUAAGCCUCUUCCCGUCCCCCAACCUCGGCGGUUUAAGAAGCCCACCCUAGUGAGGCAGGACGGUGUGGAGGGAGGAGUCCAGGACCAGGUGGAGAAUCCCAAGGAGCUGAAACAGGACUCCAGUGGUUCUCCUUCCCAGGAAGUCUUAAGCCCCGGUGAGGCUGGGCCGAGCGCACCUGUCCCCCCUCCCCGACAGAACUCCCUGUCACCUCGCCUCCACAGAAUGCUCCACUUGUCCAUGACACUGAACAAAAACACCUCUCACUCCCUCAGUCUGCUCUCCCAGCCGGAGCUGCUGAGCGGCCUUGACGGUGCGGGGCAACGCGAGGCGGACUGCGAGGAGGAGGACGGCGGCUACGGCGACUUUAAGCGCUACCCCGUCACUCACAGCCUCCCCAAGCAGAUCAAGCUGGGUUGUCCCCCUCCCCCGCUUCACGCCAGGAAGGCCCUCUCCGCUGACGACCCGCAGUCGGUGAGGCCGCCGCCCCGAAAACCUCAGAGACACAGCCUGCCCGCCCCACCGCCUCCCUCCGUCUGCCCCCCAGCCCCUCCUCACGGCCCCAUGAGAGAACUACCCGCCCCUCCCCAGGAGAAGACGCCGUGGCGUUUCACUCGACCGUGCGUCACCUUCUUCAGCCGCCAGGUGCCCAGCAGGAGCAGUGUGCCUCCCAAGAGCCGAGCCCCCCCGGCGCUCGGGGGCAAACAGCGGGCGCAGUCCUUCUCUGCCGCCGACCUGGCGACCCCCGCAGGCCUUGACCCCCAGAAGAGGAGCCUCUCCUUCCGGAAGCUGCUGGAACUUCGCGUGUCCGUGAAGAUGCUUCCGAAGCUGCUGGCCAAGGGAGGACACUCCCUGGACUGUACCAACGUGGACUCCAAGCGGGGCGGCCGCAAAGGCCCGGAGCGACCUAGCAGCUGCAUUGGGGAGGUGGACCUCAGCGGGGACUGCGAUGACGUGGAAUACGAGAACGUUCCGCUCUACGAGGAGAUCCCGGAGUACAUGAACCUGCCCUUUCACAGCGGCAGGCCGGGCUGGUCACAUGACCCCGACGGCGCCGACUCGGACAUCUACGAGGCGCAGGACCCUUACCAGAGGUUCCAGGAGGACGGCAGUGAUUGGCCGAGGAGGGACGUCCACUCUGAGGAGGAGGACCCCCACAGUUCGGAUGAGGAGGACAACAGCUCCACCUCCAGCAAGGAGCACGUGGAGGAGGCCGACAGACAGCUGGAGGACGAGACCAAGAGGAGGAAGGUGGUGCACAUCGCCCAGGAGAUCAUGAGCUCGGAGAAAGUGUUUGUGGACGUCCUCAAGCUUCUGCACAUAGACUUUCGGGAUGCGGUCGCCAAGGCGACGCGGCAGAACGGGAAGCCGGUGGUGGACGAGCGGGUCCUCAGCCAGAUCCUGUACUACCUGCCUCAGCUCUACCAGCUCAACAAGGACCUGCUGAGGGAGCUGGAGGAGAGGGUGGCGCACUGGAGCCAGCACCAGCGCCUGUCAGACAUCUUCGUCCAGAAGGGCCCGUACCUGAAGAUGUACUCCACCUACAUCCGCCAGUUUGACAACAACGUGGCACUUUUGGACGAGCAGUGCAGGAAAAACCCCCCCUUUGCCGCCGUCGUCAAGGACUUUGAGAUAAGUCCUCGCUGUGCCAGUCUGGCUCUGAAACACUACCUGCUGAAGCCGGUCCAGAGGAUCCCUCAGUACCAGCUGCUGCUCACAGACUACCUAAAGAAUCUGCCGCAGGACUCCGAGGACUACAAGGACACACAAGCGGCCCUCGGCAUCGUGAAGGAAGUUGCCAACCACGCCAACGACAUCAUGAAACAAGGGGACAACUUCCAGAAACUGAUGCAGAUUCAGUACAGCCUGAACGGCCACCACGAGAUAGUCCAGCCGGGCAGGGUGUUCCUGAAGGAGGGCACGCUCAUGAAGCUGUCACGGAAGGUCAUGCAGCCCCGGGUGUUCUUCCUGUUCAACGACGCCCUCAUGUACACCACGCCGGUCCAGUCUGCCCAGUACAAACUCAACUGCGUGCUCUCCUUGGCCGGGAUGAAGGUGAGCAAGCCCAGCCAGGAGGCGUACCAGAACGAGCUGAACAUCGAGAGCGUGGAGCGCUCCUUCAUCCUCUCGGCCAGCUCGGCGACAGAGAGAGACGAGUGGCUGGAGGCCAUCGCCAGAGCCAUCGACGACCACACCAAGAAGAAAAUAACCUUCAUAUCCAGCCGCAGCCAGGAGGAGGCCGACGGCGUCCUUGACAGCGGCGCUCCUCUGGGUUCCAAGGCUCCCAUCUGGAUCCCGGACCUCAGGGCCACCAUGUGCAUGAUCUGCACCUGCGAGUUCACCCUCACCUGGAGGCGCCAUCACUGUCGGGCCUGCGGCAAGGUGGUGUGUCAGGCCUGCUCGGCCAACAAGUACUACCUGGAGUACCUGAAGAACCAGCCGGCGCGGGUGUGCGACCACUGCUUUGCCAAACUGCAGGAGAACAGUGACCGCCGCGCCUCGUCGUCGGUGUCGCCCAUCAAAUCCGGAGCCUUCUCCUUCACCAGAAAACAGAAGAAGAUCCCGGCAGCGCUAAAAGAGGUGUCGGCCAACACGGAAAACUCGUCUAUGAGCGGCUACCUGAACAGGUCAAAGGGCAACAAGAAGCAGUGGAAGCGUCUGUGGUUCGUCAUCAAGAAUAAAGUGUUGUACACCUACGCCGCCAGCGAGGACGUGGCGGCGCUAGAGAGUCAGCCCUUGCUGGGCUUCUUCCUCCGGGAGGAGAAGAACGGGCCGGCCCAGAAGAUGCAGUUCAAGCUCUACCAUAAAAACACGCUUUUUUACAUCUUUAAAGCUGACGACAUCCCCACCGCCCAGAGAUGGAUCGAAGCAUUUCAGGAGGCCAUGAUCCUUGAACAGUAACCACCUGCAUGAGGCCUAGGGGUCAAGGGUCGCCAGGUCACCAGGUCAGGAAGGACUAAAACGAGAUGGGACACCAGACGCCUUUUGAAAAGAGUUAUUCCCAAACGUGUAUAUCUUCGCCUUCCAAAGCUCAGCGACGCCAGGCGAGGUCGGUGCAGGUCGCGGUUGUGGAAGUGAGAGCGAACGCCCGCCGGGGCCGUUUCGGUGAAGUGCAGGAAGUCCGACACCCCGGGAGGGGACAACAUUGAAGCAAAUUGAAGUAUUCCUUAUUUCUCCCUUUGAAUGAAUUCCAAGCAGCAUUUUACUGUGAAAAUCAGGCUUGGACAAAGAAACAGGAAGUUUGUUUUCUGCCCUCAGCUUGAUGUGCUCCAAAGCAAAGAUUUUUUUUACAAGAUAUCAAGUUACUGACGUACAUUUUGGGUCUUAGAGCAUCCUGGAGGAAACUGGAAGGAAACAUUUUGAUCUAUUUUUCAUACGCGUCAGAAUGUCAAGCCACAUCAGAAGUGGCGUGUAGGUAUUUUUGUGUAUAUGACAGAGCGACAUUGACCUUUUUCUAUGAUAUUUAUAAUGUAUGAAGAGGCAGUACAAGCUGUCACGUCUUGGUAGUCAGGGUUUGUUUGACUUUCAAUCACACCUUUUUGUGUUUUGUUUUUUUUAAUGUGGAAAAGAAACUUGUUUUUUUUUUUGGUUGCACUACUCAUGGAUGUAUUUUGUCCCCAACUCCAAAGAAAUGAUACCUGUUUUUUUUGUAUGUUAUUGUGCCUUUUUUGCUCGUGAAGCCAACAAUCAUAUCGUAACAUGAAUUCUGCAGGUUGUUUGACAUUCAUCACACUGUCUCAAAAUCUGCACCAGCUUGCUGGGAAGUAUGUGUUUACACAUGAUUGUACAUUAGCAGUGACUAUUUUAUAAUAUCAACAGCGUGGAGGUAGAGUCUCCCACAAACGUUUAUUCUUAACUGUCAGGCAACAGUUUUUAA